Glycine soja is the source of this 1798-nucleotide messenger RNA. Its product is annotated as protein PHR1-LIKE 1-like. The coding region runs from base 437 to 1645 and encodes 402 amino acids. Gene Ontology annotation, molecular function: DNA binding; DNA-binding transcription factor activity. The transcript has 8 exons. NCBI's taxonomy places the organism in Eukaryota, Viridiplantae, Streptophyta, Magnoliopsida, Fabales, Fabaceae. The record is from RefSeq and is a predicted model, not a curated record.
AGCGUGGUGUGGCAGUUCUGGUUUUUCUGACACGAAGGAUGACACUUGUCAAUGCUUGCUUUUAACUAACCGUGAAUUUCAGUUUGAUGACCGACCCCCUUGAACACUCUUUUUUUUUUUAAGCCUCACUUGAACUGAACUCGUUUCUAAUUUACCAUUCAUUUUGGUAUUUUCUAUAUUGGUCUAUGAGUAGCUUAGUUUUUAAAUUCAGCAGCAACUCACAAUUACCACCACCCUUUUGUUUUUGUUCAUGAGUGUGGCGGCUUCUUAUUUAUGACUUCAAGCUAAUCAUCUUUUCUUCUUGUUGUUUGCUAUUUUUUUAGUUAUAAACUGGCUUGUGCUGUAUGUUAGGCUUCUUAUUUCAUGUUAAUAUGUUAUUUACCUUGGCGAUUUCAACUUGUACUUUAUCUUAAGAAUAAGCUUCAAGGCUAAACCAAUGUACACACCUUGUGCAGGACAGACAAAGCUGAUUCACUUAGGAGCCUCAAGAGCUAUGUCUACAUCUUCUCGUGCUCUUCCCACUCCCUUGGAAAACAAGUAUAUGAAACCCCCAGAUUCUUUUCAGCUUUCACCCGUCAGAGAUCUGACUGCAAAUUCUGCCUCAUCAAAUUCAAUCAGAAGUGCUGGGAAGAUGUUGUCUUCACCUUCUGAAUGUCCCGAUGAUAUCCCUUUUUCCUUUGUUUCUCAGACAUCAGGUGACAAUGUGUCUUCCGAAAUUCAUUCAACAGCAUUGAUUUCUCACCCUCAAGAUAAUGAAGAUCUUUCCUGGGGACCAGAUCCAUUUCAGGAUAUUCUUGGCUUUCCUGAAAAUGUUUCUGUCCAGCAUGAUCAGGUGCAAAACAAUGGUUGUUACAUAAAUGAUGAUAAUGUCAAAAGAUCUGAUUUUGGGGAGUGGGUUGAUCAGUUAAUGUCAAUUGAUGAUUCUCUUCACCCGAACUGGAGUCAACUUCUUGGUGAUGACAAUGUAGCAGAACCAAAACCAAAGGCAUCUCAUGUUCCUCAGCAGCAGCAUAUAGCAUCUGUAGAAGUUGUUGGCAAUUCAGCAUCAACUGCACCGCAGACUAAGCCUAGAAUGCGUUGGACUCCAGAACUUCACGAGGCCUUUGUGGAAGCAGUUAAUCAGCUUGGUGGUAGUGAUAAGGCUACUCCAAAGGGUGUGUUGAAUCUAAUGAAAGUUGAGGGCCUUACUAUCUAUCAUGUAAAAAGCCACUUGCAGAAGUAUAGAACUGCCAGAUAUAAACCAGAGCCGUCAGAAGGAAAUUCUGAGAAAAAGGUGACUCCAAUGGAAGAAAUGAAAUCUCUAGAUUUGAAAACGAGUAAGGGGAUCACUGAAGCAUUACGUUUACAGAUGGAACUCCAGAAGCGACUUCACGAACAACUUGAGAUCCAAAGAAAGUUGCAGAUUCAAAUUGAAGACCAAGGGAAACGUCUUCAGAUGAUGUUUGAGAAACAGGGAGAGAUGGGUGACAACAAGGUUAAUGGCUCCUCGGACACAAACGAGGAAGGCGACAAAUUUGAAAGCAUUCCAAAAGCCAUGCCUGAAGAGAAGGAUUCAAGCACAAGAAAACAAAUAGCAGGUGAAGCUGAAGAAGUGAUCAAUGAAGAUGAAGCUGCACCACCCACAAAACGGGUGAAAAGUUCAUAACAGCAAGAUCGUUUUAUGGUUCUAGAUUUGUUUAAUAUUCUUAGACUGGUUUGGACUGCAUGGAACUUGUAAAAAUAUUAUUGGAUCCAAGGAUGUUUCGACUUGCUCAUUUAUCACUGCCAGAAGUAAAAUCUUGUUUUAUAUUUGUUAUCA